AUGGCAACCAUCGACGCCCAGGAUCUCAAACAAAGAAUUGGGCGCUUUCGAGUUCUGAUCAUGGGUAGAGCAAACGCAGGCAAAACGACCAUUCUUCAGAAGGUCUGCAACACCACCGAUCAACCAGAAAUUUACGAUACCAAUGGAAACAAGAUCGAUGCUGACAUCGUUAAAUCAUCUAUCAAGCGCGGAAACCACGAUAUUACGAACGAGAUGAUAUUCAAGAGCAAUCCCAUUUUUGUAUUUCACGACUCCUGCGGUUUCGAAGCGGGCUCAGAAGACGAAUUUGAGAAUAUGAAGAAAUUCAUCUCGGAACGCGGACAUGCGACGGAAUUGCAGGAACGAAUCCAUGCCAUAUAG
This is a messenger RNA of Suillus plorans, 360 nucleotides long. RefSeq lists its product as uncharacterized. Lineage: Eukaryota; Fungi; Basidiomycota; Agaricomycetes; Boletales; Suillaceae. Gene Ontology annotation, molecular function: GTP binding. Bases 1 to 360 code for a protein of 119 amino acids. The transcript has 3 exons. The record is from RefSeq and is a predicted model, not a curated record.